Messenger RNA from Beauveria bassiana ARSEF 2860, 930 nucleotides. RefSeq names its product peroxisomal enzyme. The transcript is spliced from 3 exons. The coding region runs from base 1 to 930 and encodes 309 amino acids. The record is from RefSeq and is a predicted model, not a curated record. Lineage: Eukaryota; Fungi; Ascomycota; Sordariomycetes; Hypocreales; Cordycipitaceae. Gene Ontology annotation, cellular component: peroxisome.
AUGUCAGGUCCCGGUGUUGGCUUCGAGUACCCCCGCCAGAAGGUGUCUUGGCUGCAGCGUGACUUGCUGCUCUUUGCCAACUCGAUUGGCGCCAAGGCUAGCGAGCUUCACCUGCUCUAUGAGCUGCACCCCGACUUUGCCGCCUUUCCCACGUAUCCGAUCAUUCUUUCUUUCAAGGGCGACACACAAGAAGUCGUCGACUUUUACGCCAGCAGCAAGGCCGUCAAGAUACCCGGUGUGCCCGAAUUCGACUAUAGACGCGUUGUCGACGGCCAGCGCAAGAUGGAGUUCAUCAAGCCCCUGCCCACCACCUCAGCCGGGCGCAACUUUGAGACGCGCACCAAGGUUGUUGGCGUUUACGACAAAGGUAAGCCCGGCACCGUUCUCGACGUCGAAACGGAGCUGGUCGACGCCGACAGCAACGAGGUGUACAGCCGCGUCCAUACAAGCUCCUUCUUCAUUGGCCAGGGCAACUGGGAUGGCCCCAAGGGCCCCGCGACUAUCAGCUACCCGCCUCCAAAGGACAAGCAGCCCAACGUCGUCCUCCCUCACCAGACCACGGCCGAGUCGGCUCAUCUCUACCGCCUCAACGGCGACUACAACCCCCUCCAUGCCACGCCCGAGCCCGGCAAGAAGAUGGGCUUUGGCGGCGUCAUCAUGCACGGCCUGUACUCGUGGAACUCGACCUGCCUCGAGAUUGUUCGCGCGCUUGGCGGCAGCAACCCCGCCAACAUCAAGGAGUACCAGGCUCGCUUCGCCAGCCCCGUCAGGCCUGGCGACAAGCUCAUCACACAAGUCUGGAAGACGGGCGAGAAGAAGGGCGAGUUUGAAGAGAUUCGCUUCGUCACCCAGGUCGAGGGCGGCAAGAUUUGCCUCAGCAAUGGCCGCGCCCUGGUCAAGACUGUCGAUCCAAUUAAGUCUAAACUCUAG